Messenger RNA from Monodelphis domestica (gray short-tailed opossum), 3653 nucleotides. RefSeq names its product basic helix-loop-helix family member a15 (gene BHLHA15). Gene Ontology annotation, cellular component: nucleus. Gene Ontology annotation, biological process: sensory organ development; positive regulation of transcription by RNA polymerase II; axon development. Gene Ontology annotation, molecular function: protein dimerization activity; E-box binding; DNA-binding transcription factor activity, RNA polymerase II-specific. Lineage: Eukaryota; Metazoa; Chordata; Mammalia; Didelphimorphia; Didelphidae. The record is from RefSeq and is a predicted model, not a curated record.
ACUUAGCGGGGUCUGGGGUGGGGGAGCGACUCCACGUAGAAGAUUGGUUGCCCUUGUCCUUCUCACACGUGUUGACGCGGGCGCCCGGGAGAAGGGUGAUGGUGAGACGGGUGGGCGCUCUCGGAGUUAGAGGUGGUCCCGUAGUCGCCUCUCUCUUCCCAUUCAGUCUCCCCACUGCUAAUCCUUCCCAUCCCCCCACCUAUCGCUGUGGGUUAGAGGGAGAAGAAAGGGUCCCCCACUCGCUAGAAGCUGCCUGGGAGACUUCACUGACCGAGCCGAGUCUCCUGAGCCUUAUCCUAUGGGGAUGGGACAGACCGAGCGGAGGAAAAAACAAUUGGAGAUAAGCCUGGGCUGCCAUUCCCCAUCUUCUACUGAAAUAUGAAGACCAAAAACAAACCCACAAAGCGCAGGAUUUUGGCGGACAAAGAGACAUUUCAUGGCGAGCCAACAUCCAGUAAGCAGGACCUGGAGAAAUGUUUGAGGAACAGGGACAGGCGGAAGGGAGAGAAGGUUGAAGGCAACAGCAAGGUAGCGACUGCCAGGAAGAAGUCCUCGUCGGGCAGCCGGGAGAGCAAUCUGAGGAGGCUGGAGAGCAACGAGAGGGAGAGGCAGAGAAUGCACAAACUCAACAAUGCCUUCCAGGCCCUGAGGGAAGUCAUCCCCCACGUCCGGGCCGAGAAGAAGCUCUCCAAAAUCGAGACCCUCACUCUAGCCAAAAACUAUAUCAAAUGCCUGACGUCCACCAUCCUCAACAUGUCCAACGGCUGCCUCCCUCCCCUGGAAGGAGAAGGGUCGGCUCACAACUCCAAGUUCUACCAGCACUAUCAGCAGCAGCAGCGGGGAGAUGAGGAAAGCGAGGACCACCUAAAGAAAUAUUCCACCCAGAUCCACAGUUUUCGGGAAGGGAGCUAGAGGGCCUUUGUGCCUCUGGAGCAGCAUCACGGGAUCUUCAGGCCAGGAGGAAUGGCCUCCAGAAAGGCGCAGCGAUGCCUCUUCACCCUAUAUUUCCAUUGUCUCUCCUGUUUUGGCCACCACCUCAAAUUACCGCGCACAGACUACAGGGUGAUUUUUUUUUUCUCAUCUUCCUUCUAAAAGGUAGCCAGUUACUGAGAAAAACUUGAGCUUGCUCAAUCACCAUCCCCAGAGGGCAUUUUCCACCCCUUAGCCCCAGGGACUGUGUGACUCUGGGCUCCCCCACGUCUCUGGACCCCUGGUGUCCUCUGACUGGCGUUCAAGGCCUGAUUCUUGUAUGAUCCAUUUGAAACGUGCCCUGAGGGGUAGGAAACGAAAACAGAGCCUGUUUUCAGUGGGCGGUGCAUUGUGACCUUUGCGACUGAGAUAUUUCGGACCCUCUCUGGUGUGACAGAUAAUGUUCUAGGACACUUUUUUUUUUUUUUGUGGUAAAUAUCACCAACUGAAAUUGAAGCCUUAGUCUACCUUUCUGCAAUGAAACCUACUUUUUUUUUUUUUGGGUUGGGAACUGUGAUUUAUUCGAUUUAUGUAGGGGAACUCCACUAAUGCAAAUGGCAACUCUCUACCUUAUAGUGUUAGUGACUUGACCACAGUCACACAGUUAUAUAUACAUCAGAAGGGAGAAAUGAAUCUACCUUCUUGACUCUAAUCUACCCAUAAUGCCAUGCUGCCAAUUUAAAUCAAAUAUCAUUCUAUGAUUAAUCUAUAACUAUUUGUUAUAGUAUUCAAGUACUGGAAAGGAUUUUUAUAAUUAUAUGGUUCAACUUAUUUUAUAGAUAAGGAAACUGAGGCUUAGAUAGGUGAAGCAGGGUGGGAGGUUAGUUAGUUUUUUGCUUCUAGAUGAUCAAUGAUAGAUCAGAAAAUUCCUAAAAUAAACUUCAGAGCAGGAGUUCUUCACCAUUUUUAUGUCAUGGAUCCCUUGGGUAGGCUGGCGCAGCCCACGGAUAACCUCAGAAGAAUUUUUAAAUAAUUAGAAGUGGUAAUUUUAUUGACUUCCAUUUAUUAAGAGUUUUUAAUAAUUGAAGAAAAUGCUAGAUUUUAGUUAGAAAGUAGGGAGAAUAGGACAGUUUUUUUUCCUUUCCAAAUUCACAGACCUCCCUUAAAUCUAUGAAGAGGCCCCUUAAAGUCUGUAGACACCAGAUGGAAAACUCUUGUUCUAGAAGGAGCUUUGCCGGAAAAGGGGGGGGGGGAAGAUUAUCUUUUUUUCCUCCUCCUUUUGGUUUUCUCAAAGACCCUAAUAAUGUUUCUCAACAGAAGAGAGAGAGAACCAAAUCCAAAGCAAAACACUGUGUUGGUGAAGUCUGUGCCUCAAUUCUCUCAAUCCACUAAUCUAGACCCCAAAAUGGGGCCCUGCCUUGGGAAGGAAGAACUUUCUGUCCUUGGUACAAACAAGCAGACUUUCUGCAGGGUUGGGGAGAAAUUGUCUGGGUCCUGGGCACCAGGCCACUAGAAGUGUUAGCAUACAGACUCUGAAGUGUUUGAAGGUUUCUUCUUCAUGUGCAUCUGUCCCUGCCGAAGAAAAAUCUGUUGCUUUUCUUCUGUGGAAAUGCUGGCUCUCCCUCACUGUCAGAUUGCCCUGUUCUCCCCAGAAAGAAGUUUGGCCAAGCUUCAUUGUGCUCCCUUUUCUGCUUGGGAUGAACUCUGACAACAAUUCUUCGAAUAGUUGUUUGUGCUCAUUGUGCAUUGUUCCAGGCAAGGGAUGAUGGGGAAAACUGCACACUUCCCCCACCUGCAAGCUGAACACUUCCCUUGACCGCUCGAGCUGCUCUGCUUGUUCCCUCAGUUCCUGUAGAGGUCCCGGGGGGCUCCGGAGCGGAGGACCCCUAAGAAUGCGGACCUACGUUCUUCCCUUAGCCACGUGCCCUGGUGUUUCAGAAAAGAGUGGGGGACUGAACUUAGAUGCAGGAGGGAUGUCACAGGGCUGUUUUUACCUAAUGGAAACGAAGGAGAGAAUAAUGUAAAAUCACACUUUCUACUUGGCACACAGUAGUCUCCCCAAAUAUUACAUGCCUGUGCAGGGCAGACUGGAAUCUCGUUCUGAUUCCCUUUGGAAGGACAGAAGGUUUCUCCUCCAAGGAGCUGAACUGUAAAGCUUUGGGGAGCCUGGGGUGUCCCUGAGCACGAGGGGAAUUGAUAAAUGCAAAAAUGUUAUUUAAUUGUGUUAUUAUAUGAUUAUGUAAUAUGAUGUGAUCACUGAGCUCUAUGCAAUCAUCAGGGAAAUAUUGUGAUGGGACUUUCUUGCAGUUUGCUCCUUAAAGUUGGAAUCCUAAAACCCAGCUCUCGAUCUGUUUUUUGGAGGGCAGCAAAGGGGCAUCGUGGGCUGGAGUCAGGAAGACUUGGGUUCACAUCCAACCUUAGACACGAGCUGUGUGACCCUGGGCAAGUCACUUAACCCUGUUGGUCUCAGUUUCCUCAUCUGUCAAAUGAGCCAGAGAAGGAAAUGGCAAACCACUUCAUUAUCUCUACCAAGAAAACCCCAAAUGGGGUCAUGAAAAGGUGGGCAUGACAGAAAGGAUCUGUUUUAUGAUGCCGUGAUGAGAGGUGGAAAGUUUGAGGAGGUGGCUAGAAACAAGAGGUCUGGGGGGUGCCCAUCCCACACAGGCUCUGUUUCUAGUCCUCCACUAAAAAUGCUGCAUCUUCAGGUCCUCAAUGACAGAAACAAAUCGUUAUUUGAUUAGAGA